ACACAGUUUGGUUGGGGCUUCACUUGUGAACACACUUAAAAAGAAACUCUUACGAAAAUAAGAAGCCCAAAUUGCAACAACCCACUGUUCAUUAUUAUUGAAGCUGAAGCGGCUUCGUUAGGAUAACUGCGACACGAUGACAAGAGGAUCACCUCAAAGGUCACACAAGAAACACCGGCAUCAUAGGAACCGUGAUAGGUCUCGUUCACCCCUAGAUCACGGUUCUGAUCGAACAUUUGGUAGGGUAGAUGACCGGUCUCCUGAUGAUGCUGGACGUACUGGGGUUGAUAUCUCUCUUUCAGUUUCUGAAACAAAUGCUCUGAGAGCAAAGUUAGGUCUGGCCCCUCUUGAAACUGAGGACACACCCAAAUCAGAGCGAACCACUGAUAAUCAGGCGGAUAAUUAUGUUCAUGCCCCGGCAAAAGAUCUUAGAAAGCUGAAAGAGUCAGAUGCACUUAAAGAAAAGCUGAAUGUUCUAAAGGAAAGGAGAGCUCUUUAUGAUAAACUUGGUCAGGAAAAGCUUUCUGUCCCAACUGAAAAAGAAUCAAAUGUUCAGACAUGGGUAGAAAAGAUGCGAGAGAAAGAACGAAUUCAAAAACAAGCCUCGGAAAGAGCGAAAAUCCUGAGUGAAAUCGAUGACCAACUAGGUGUUUCUGAGUUCGUUGAGUCAAAGUUAGCCACUAAAGAUAAGAAUUAUAAGCCAGGAGAUCUUGCUGGCCUGCGAGUUGAACACAGUGCUGAUCGUUUUGUUGAUGGUCAGUCAAUUAUCUUAACGAUCAAAGACUCAGGUGUUUUGGAUGACUCCGAGGAUGUUCUGGUUAAUGUAAACUUGGUUGAUGAUGAAAAAGCGGAAUUAAACAGGGAAAACUUACGAAAAACUGCCGGUUUAGCUGGAAUCGAAGACCAAGAGGAUGAAGAAGUUCUCCUUGGUUUACGCGCUAAAACUGUGCUAAGCAAAUAUGAUUCGGAGAUAGAUGGUGUUAAAAAAGAUCAGUUCGUUAUUAGUUCCAAUGGUUCUUAUAAUACAGAAAGUGAAAGAUUAUUGAAGCAGUUGCAAGCUGAACUGAAGGAAGGCCGACAAUCCUUACCGGAUACAGAACUUCGUAUAGCUUCAGAAUACUAUUCUACUGAGGAGAUGGCUACAAAAUUCAAAAAGCGUAAACGUCGUGUUAAGACAAUUCGACAAACAUUAACUGCUGAUGAACUUGUAAGUGGGCUGCCUGAACAGUUACCAUCGUCAGACUUAGGAAGUCGUUCAGCACGCAAGGAAGAUCAUGGUCGUGAUGUAUCUUCUGCAAACAUUGUUCAUCCUCCUGAAGAUUUAGCAGCAAUAACAGAAAAUCUAGUCGACGUUAAAGCCGAUUACGAGGAAGAUUGGUCAGCAGUAAGUCAUAUUGAUGAACCAGAUGAGUUAAGAAGUGAAUUAGAGAAGACUAUUGGUCGAGUCAUACAGUCUAAGUCAGCGGUUGCAGUUAAACCUGAAGAGAUUACAUCACAACUAUUGGCUAAAAAUACAGCUGCUCCUCUUCCUGAUCCCUUGCCAAAACCAUCUGCAGGAGUUACAGCAAGCAGUAGUAAGAAAACUCCGAUUGUAUUUGACUCCACUGCUGAAUUCUACAAGUCAAUUGGUAUUGGCUUCCAAGAGAUUAUGAAGAAAAAUGCUCAGUAUAAUCAGUUUCUGUUGAAUCAGUAUAAAUUACAGACUGGUGAGGCUAAUGAUGACAAUGAGGAUGCGACACCAACGCCUACUAGACUGCCAUAUAAAGAGGAAGUAGAAGAAGAAUACCAAAAAAUGGAUUAUGAUUCCGAUGAUGACCUGAAGUAUGGAGGUGUAAAGUCUGAGUCAUCAAAUCGUUGGCAUACUGUCGGUGAUGAUUUGCCAAACAGUUCGACCAGAAGUCAAUCGAAGUCAACAGUUAAAACUCCUGGUUCAGUAAAUAUUAUUAAGCCAGAAAAUCCUGAUAUACAAGGUGUUUUGGAUGAUGAACCACGUUUAGACGUAGGAGUAUUUUCAGCUUUAAAAUUAGCUGAAAAGAAAGGAUAUAUUGAAAAGGAGAAAGAGAAACGUACUGGUGCAGGGACUAUGGUCAAUCUAAUGGCUAAACAUUUUGUUCAAGAGGAUAUACGCUAUGAUGAUAUUGACGCCAAGUUUUAUAAACGUGAUCGUUACUCUGGACCAUUAUCAGAUUUCAAAGAGUUAACACAAUAUAAGCCUGAUAUUAAAUUGGAGUAUGUUGAUGAGUUGGGAAGAGAUUUAAGCGCUAAAGAAGCUUUUCGUCAAUUAAGUCAUAAAUUUCAUGGAAAAGGUUCUGGUAAAAAUAAAACACAGAAACGUAUGAAAAAGAUUAAAGAGGAAUUUCUUCUUAAGGCCAGUACUAGUUCAGAUACUCCACUUGGAACAGUGAAUAAAUUGAAUAAGAAACUUGAAGCUAUAUCAAUGCCUUAUGUGAUUUUAAGUGGGAAAAAUGCAGCUGUAAAGAAGCUUGCAAAAUAACCAAGUCUACUGGGAAUCUCUCUACAUAUUUGAAAUAAUAAUAAUAUUAAUAUUUAGUAAACCAAAUGGUUGCUUAUGUUGUCAUCACCUAUUUUCUACAUACUAACCUCAUCCGUAAUGCAUCUCUCCUGUUGAGUUCCUAUUUCUCUUUCACUAUUUGUUAACCUUCUCUCCCUUGUGUACAGAUGUAAUUAAAAUAAUUUUUAACUUCUUA
Messenger RNA from Trichobilharzia regenti, 2708 nucleotides. Lineage: Eukaryota; Metazoa; Platyhelminthes; Trematoda; Strigeidida; Schistosomatidae. The record is from the annotation of a GenBank genome assembly.